Molecule: messenger RNA, 4518 nt
Organism: Sapajus apella (tufted capuchin)
Lineage: Eukaryota; Metazoa; Chordata; Mammalia; Primates; Cebidae
Gene: CALN1
Product: calneuron 1
Exons: 7
Coding region: 328-1113 (261 amino acids)
Molecular function (GO): calcium ion binding
Source: RefSeq, a predicted model, not a curated record
GCAGCGGGAGCAGCAGCCAGCGCAGACACGGCAGCAGCCACGGCAGCAGCACUGGCACCCUUCAAAUUGGGACUCUAGCCCUUUAAAUCUGCUCAGUUACCAAAAAAGAAGAGGCAUCAGACCCUGUUAAUUAAAGCUCGCCCCGGUCCGUCAUUCUGGGGAGCUGCAGUGCUCUGCUCCUUCCUGAUGGCUUAGAGAUUCUCCUGAACUCCCAGCCAUGGAUCUUGGAGAAUUGCCCCCGAGAUCAGCAGGAGAGUCUCAGCGCCUUCGCUGACGUUCCUUUGAUGUGCUCCUAAGUCUCUCUGAGAACAUCGCCCUGGACCCCUGAUGCGGCUGCCAGAGCAACCCGGAGAGGGGAAGCCCGAGAAUGAGAAAAAGGGGGACGGAGGAGUCCUCGGAGGGGGAGAGGAGCCGCCGAGGAGCCAGGCCCCCGACUUCCCCACCUGGGAAAAGAUGCCGUUCCACCAUGUGACCGCUGGCUUGUUGUACAAGGGGAAUUACCUCAACCGAUCGCUCUCUGCGGGCAGUGACAGCGAACAGCUGGCGAAUAUCUCCGUGGAGGAGCUCGAUGAAAUCCGAGAGGCCUUUCGGGUUCUGGACCGGGAUGGGAACGGCUUCAUCUCCAAGCAGGAGCUGGGCAUGGCCAUGCGCUCUUUGGGGUACAUGCCAAGCGAGGUGGAGCUGGCCAUCAUCAUGCAGCGCUUGGACAUGGACGGGGAUGGCCAGGUGGAUUUUGAUGAAUUCAUGACCAUUCUUGGCCCCAAGCUCGUGUCUUCAGAGGGUCGCGAUGGUUUUCUUGGAAACACGAUAGACAGCAUAUUCUGGCAGUUCGACAUGCAGAGGAUAACUCUGGAGGAGCUCAAGCACAUUCUCUAUCACGCCUUCCGAGACCACCUAACGAUGAAGGACAUCGAGAACAUCAUCAUCAACGAGGAGGAGAGCCUGAAUGAGACUUCGGGGAACUGCCAAACGGAGUUUGAAGGAGUGCAUUCCCAGAAGCAGAACAGACAGACCUGCGUCCGGAAGAGCCUCAUAUGCGCCUUUGCUAUGGCCUUCAUCAUCAGUGUCAUGCUGAUUGCAGCCAACCAGAUACUCCGGAGCGGCAUGGAGUAGCAGCCUCCCACCAGCCACACCACGUUGCAGCUCACCGCGCAUGUGCAUGCCCUGCGGGCAGACUCUUCCUCCACACAGCAGACACGGACCCACAGACUAUGGAUGGAUGCGGACGAUGGUACCAUUCUGUAAAGUGCCACUGGGGUUGCACUUCAGCUUCAUCUCCUUGGCAGGGACACUAAAGGGCUGUCUUCAGUGCUUUAAUGGUUUUGUUUUCUAAUGCAAUAAAUAGCCAGGAUUUCUGAAUUAUUGCUUCAACCGUCAGUCAUAACUCUAGAGAAAAACUUCAUCUUCAUCUCGGAAUUCCAGCGGCCAUCCAGGUACAAUGAUAGAGCAAGAGAGAGGCAUGAACACACAGUCACCUCCACUCCCCAUUCUUUCAACCCAAGGUCCAACAGGAGACUCUGCUGAGGCCCACCCUCAGUUCCAAGAGGCUGACUUCUGGGUUGUCACAGAAGAGGGGGCUUUCCAUCUCACCUGGCUUCCUUCCUCCACCCAGUGGAGACCCCCCAAGGCAUGAGGGGAAAGCCAUUAAGUGGGGUGCAGCCCCUGGCGGUCUUCAGCUGCACCCCUCACUGCUUCCGUUCUUACUGCCUUUUCUAGAGGACUCCCAUUGGUAGAGCUGGGGUGCUCUCUGUUUCCGUCGGCACUUGGCUUUCUGUUCCUAGAGCCCAUCCUGCACCAGCAUUUUGGAACCUGCAGAGAGAGCCUUUCUCCCAGCUUUGCCGCCUGUGCUGCCAUUAGAGAAAAAGGAAGCGUCAUUGUGGGCAUCUCCGUAACACAGACAGACAUGUAUAUUUGGCUUCUUCGUGUGUGACGUCAUUCUUCCCUAAUCGCUUACACCUACUAUAAGCUUGUCCUCCCUCCCACACUCAUCCCUGCUUCUUUGGGGCAGGGGUGAGGCAGGUUGGGGGAGGAGGGGACUUGGACUGGCGGUGAGGUUUCGACACCCACACCCCGCCAUCCCGAGUCAUGGAGACCCACCACGUCUCCGUGCCGGAUGACCUUUGUAAGUUAAGGUCCUUGUGCAUCUUACCCUUUCCUCACCUUGGAGUUUGCUUUGUUAGUUAGUCUUCCCCAGCUAGAAAGAGAAAUGCAAUCCAAAAUGGAAAGAUGGAGAGAUCACACUACCGUAUUCGACGUACGCUUUUCUGGCCUUCAGAUUCUGAAACUGACUCAUUUUCAGGAGGUGAGGGGAAAAGAUGUGUAUUGGUUUAGCCAGCAGGACAGGUCAUUUACUUCUGCCUGCAGAAUAUUUUCAUUGCGGAAGGGAACUGAAUCCAAGGAUCUGUUUUCAACACCAUUUCAAGUCUGUAAUUUCCUGACUUUCCUAGAUGUCGGCCACUACUACCAAUUCAAGCUUGUGUCGUCACAUUAGCCAAUAAUCUCUAGAUAUAAUAGUCCCCUUUGUACUUCUCCAAGCUCAGGUCUUUAUUUUGUAAUGGAAUUACCUUGCUCCUACUUCUUUUGAUUACAUCCCAAAGCUACAUGCUUCCCCGCGUUCUUCCAGUAUCGAAGCACCAGAAGCCUUCUGGUCUCAAUGCAGCGGGCAGGGUUUUUGGCGUGUUGUGUGCCCCCGAUCUCCCUCUCAAGCCUGCCUUCUCGCUCAGCUUUCCCCUACCGCCUUCUCAGACUUGGAGCACCCAAGGUCUCCAAUGAGAGUUCUCUCAUUCACCUCUGCAAGUGCUCCCAGCAACAGCCUGGGGGCAGCUGUAGAAACUUUCCCUCUGUGGGAGAGUAUGAAUAUUUCUGAUGAGCACAAGUAAAACUAGGGUUAGAGCCAUAGUAUGGUGGAGGGAGCAGGUGUAAGCUCCCAAGAGCCUGGGGGAUUGCCCGUCCCUCUGCAAAACUUCCUGGAGUUCAGCCCAGCAAGGCCAGACCAAGGAGGCAGCACCCUGCCUUUCCCCGUUGCCUGCCCUGCCGCCUGCACACUGCAUGCCUGCCCUGCCGCCGCUCCCAUUGGCUGACUCACCACUGUCCCUAGGAUCGGAAUCUGAACUAGAACAGGUCCAAAUGCAGAACACUGAAACAUUGAACAACUUCAUCCUUAAUCUCUGCCCUGGGGAGUUUGCCCUCUCCCAACUGGACUUGGAUGGGAGGGCACAGCAAGUCUGGAAGGGAUAUACUUUCCUAUGUUUCUCUGACCCCUGAACCACCAAACCACGUCCUCCUGGGGACAGGCGUGCAGGACCCUCAGUAGACUGGAUAGAAACCCCAGGGAUGAUUCUUCAAAGCCCCCUUCCCAUGAGAGGGGACUGAAAUGCCACAGCUGAGGCUGGUCUUCAGGGCAGACAAUGAGUACUUCUUCAAAGGCGGCUUUUCUGCGAGUUCUCCUCCCUCCUGCUGGAGAACAGCCACCCUAAAGGAGGUGGGGGUUAGAUUCCAUUGGCAGAAAGGUUAGCUGCCGUGCAGGAGUGGGUAGGAAAAGGAGUUCUGGAGAGGCGCCAUCAUCCCGUUUCCUACAAAGCCUGCAGGAUUCCUUCCCUAAUGGUGACCCUUCUCGUUCCCAGUGACCUGGAAGCAAGCCCACCCUCCCCAGGGGAAAAUCUAAGAGAAUGCAUUCCUCUGGGGACUGCUAGAGAGAGACGGCAACAAGGAAGACAGAAUUCUGACAGCCUAGGAGUUAACUUCCCACCCUGGUAACCCUCCACGUGGCACCCAGGGACUGAAAGACAGUGCAUGAAGAUGGCGCUGAGCUAGAGGCAUUCCUUAGACUUCGGGAGCUCGGGGUUGGUCCCAAUGACUUUCACCCUCGCUGCUUUGCCUGGACAGUCUGUCUUGGGUACAGACAAGGCUUCCUUGUCAGGCAGCAACUCCCAGCCCUGUUCACACAAAUUUUAUGCCAGGCCUCCAUGCCAGUCAGUGUCCCCAUCAUGGUGGCUUUAAGUUCAUGGCCAAAGGUUCCAGAAGGUCCUGGUCUCCCAUGCCCAAGAAAUGCCAUGUAGCCGCAGCUGGAGGUGACUUCUGUAGGAACUGGGAGGGAAGAGCCCACCCCUCGCUCUGUCCUCCAACUAAUAAGACUUAGGAACCAGGGACCUUGGCAGCCCAGCGGAGAGGUGGCUGAGUGAUUGACAAACACAGCUUGGCUCAUUCUUGCUGCAAGAGCAGGUGCCCUCCCCCCUGCCCCAGAAAACACAAGUGAUGAUCAAGAAGGCAUUCUCCUUAGGAGAGAAGGGUAAAUGGACCCUGACCCCCUUGAUCCCCAAAGAAGCUGUGCCCCACCACUUCAGAUACCAACAAACCCCCCAACAGAAUCGCGUCGGAACUACUAGCAGUGGCUUCCAGAAUGUGCAUGGGUCUCACGUGACUGAUCUGGGGAAAAAAAAAAAAAGAGGGAUAUUACUAUGGCAACCCUUGCAUUCCACCCCGAGUUUGCCAAGGCACACAAAAAUAGGUAACAUUAUU